UCUCUAUAAGUUGAAAGUUGAAACCAUAAAUCAGAGUCACGCACGAACAAAUUUCCCAACCCAAGUCAGAGUUCAGAGCCCAAAAGCAAAGGAAUUCAGAACCCAAAAAGAGAAGGUUUUCAGAAAGCACUUAUUUCUCUUUCUCACCUUUCCUUCUCUUCUCUCUCACACUCUCUUUCUUUCUUUCUUUCUUUCUUCCUUCCUUCUUUCCUUUCAAAACCAAAAAACUCCAACCACAACCCAUACUCUACUGUAAAACCAGCUCAACCCAACCCUCUUGAAAUCCCCAAUACCAUUUCCGGGUCAUCGGGUCUGAGGACACCCAUUUCACCAACACCUCCUCUCUCUCUCUCUCUCUUACUUUGCUACCCCAAAACCCACUUCUUAAAUUCUCUCCCAGUCCCAGUGUUCCCAAAACCCAAUGCUUCCCAUAAACAUAAAAUAAAAUAAACAGAGAAGACACACACAUACACACACACACUCUCUCUCUCUCUCUCAGGGGCUCAAGAACCCAGCUUUAAUUCCUUGUCCACCAAAGUCUUCAUUUUUCUUACUGUAAAUUGCACAACUCUCUGAACAAUUGCAGUAAGGGAAAAAAGAAAAGGUAGUUGGUGGAGUUUUGUCAGUCAAGUGUUAGUAAUAUGGCGGGAAAUCCGCCUGAGGGACUUGGAGACGAUUUCUUUGAGCAGAUCUUGGCUGUGCCACCGUCUUAUAGUACUGGUGGUGCUGACUCAGCUGGUGGUGGGUAUGGAGAUGUGGGGUCCAUGCCCAUGGUGCUGCAGCUAGGCUCUGGUGGGUCUUCUUCAGCUGCUGCUGCUGGUGGUGGUUCUGGUGGUGGAGGGUACAGAGGAGUUGGGAUGGGGAUGGGUAUGCCUCUGGGGUUAAAUUUGGAGCAGGGAGGGUUUAUUGGGCAAGAGAGGUUCAGAGAACUGAGAGAAGAAGUUGAAGCCAAUACUAAUAACAAUAUUAACACUUCCAAUGUUUCUGCUUCUGUCAGCUCUGCAAUGAAUUUUUUGGUGUGGCAGGAAAGAGAUUCUGUUCAUAUGACAAAUUUGUUUCCAGCGUUUGGACACUUGCAAAAUCACUCACUCCGGCCAACGCCACCCCCUCCGCAACCUCACCAGUUUCAUAGCCAACCAUCACCAGGGCCAGUUGCUGCUGUCCAUCACCCUCCUGCCAUCCGCCCAAGGGUCCGAGCAAGACGUGGCCAAGCAACAGAUCCCCACAGUAUUGCUGAGCGGUUACGCCGGGAAAGAAUUGCAGAAAGAAUGAAGGCUUUGCAGGAAUUGGUACCCAGUUGUAACAAGACAGAUAGGGCAGCUAUGCUUGACGAAAUUGUGGACUAUGUGAAAUUUCUAAGGCUCCAAGUGAAGGUAUUGAGCAUGAGUAGACUUGGGGGAGCAGGUGCAGUGGCUCAGCUUGUUGCUGAUGUACCCCUAUCAGCAGUCGAGGGAGAGGGCAUUGAAGGAGGAACCAAUCAACAAGCAUGGGAGAAGUGGUCUAAUGAUGGAACAGAGCAACAAGUAGCUAAGCUGAUGGAGGAGGAUGUAGGAGCUGCCAUGCAAUUCCUUCAGUCCAAGGCACUCUGCAUCAUGCCAAUAUCACUUGCCCCUGCGAUCUUCCGGACACAUCAACCGGACGCAACGACACUGGUCAAGCCAGAAUCAAACUCCUCUUCAUAGGCUCCAACAAAAUAUGCAACAGCACAUGCCCAUCAACGACUCCAAGCACGCUUCUGGGACCCCAACCUAAUUUUACUCAAGAGUCAUGACAGUGGGUAUUUUGUAGUCUGGUCAAGUUUAUAACUCAUUAGAAGUGACAAUCAAGUCGCUGCAACUGUUCACUCUUUUUCGUUGAGUUUUGUCAAACAAGGGACUGAUUGUCAUGCCUAGGUAGAAUUGUGAGGCACUUGAUGUAUUUGGCAUAGGAAGCCUAUGGAAGAAUUUUCAAAAGCCAAUUUGAUGUUUUCCUCUUGUAAUAUCAAUGGUGGGGUUGGUUGAGUGUGACCAAAAAUGUUGGUGGUGGGAGCUCUUUCAAUUUCCUCAUGUGGAUAAUGGGAUAUGGGGCCAUUUAAAAGGGAUGGAGGGGUGUGUGUAUGAUGUAUUUUGAGAAAAUUUUAACGCAAGUUGAAAGUAGAUAA
This is a messenger RNA of Prunus avium (sweet cherry), 2140 nucleotides long. Its product is annotated as transcription factor UNE12-like. The record is from RefSeq and is a predicted model, not a curated record. Gene Ontology annotation, biological process: regulation of transcription by RNA polymerase II. Gene Ontology annotation, molecular function: RNA polymerase II cis-regulatory region sequence-specific DNA binding; DNA-binding transcription factor activity, RNA polymerase II-specific; protein dimerization activity. Gene Ontology annotation, cellular component: nucleus. NCBI's taxonomy places the organism in Eukaryota, Viridiplantae, Streptophyta, Magnoliopsida, Rosales, Rosaceae.